This is a messenger RNA of Trypanosoma cruzi, 2172 nucleotides long. Its product is annotated as dynein heavy chain, putative. Lineage: Eukaryota; Euglenozoa; Kinetoplastea; Trypanosomatida; Trypanosomatidae. The transcript has a single exon. Gene Ontology annotation, cellular component: microtubule; kinesin complex. Gene Ontology annotation, biological process: microtubule-based movement. The record is from RefSeq and is a predicted model, not a curated record. Gene Ontology annotation, molecular function: microtubule binding; ATP binding; ATP hydrolysis activity. The coding region runs from base 1 to 2172 and encodes 723 amino acids.
AUGCUUCCUGGGCGACAGGGCGGUGGAAGCUCCAACUUUUUGGUUGCCGUCCGCUGUCGACAUCUCGAUGCCCGAGAGGAGGCCGCUGCGUCGCUGCGAUUUGCCCGACGAGGGGGCACACGUCUUCAUUGCGUCUUUUUGAACCGCCCCGCUCCGUCGUCACUGACCCCUGAGGCAACAGCAGCAGCUUAUUUCCCAAGAGGAGGGGGGUCGCGGGCGAGCGUUGUGCUUGUUGACCCGGAUGCCUGCACCGACUUUACCGCGAAGGGGAGGAGCUCUGUUGUCUUGGCGGAGGGACCAUCGCUGCUGAUGCAGUUGGGCGCAGAAGAACUGCAGCGGGUGCUGACCGGACACGAUGGAGUUCGUUGCUUUAACUUUGACGAGGUGUUUCCACCUGCAGUGACUAAUGAGGAGAUUUACACUGCACUUGUGCAGGGAUUAGUGAUUGCUGCAGAGAAUGGCUACAACGGGACAGUCUUUGCGUACGGUCAGACAGGGACGGGGAAGAGCUACACUGUAUUUGGUGAAAGGGACAAUGGGGUGCCUGGGUUAUGCACCCUCGUAGCGGCCGAUCUGUUUGGCCAGCGUAGCCGGCCCGCGUGGCUUCACGACACAUGUGUCCCUGUAAGUGGUGUGGGUGGCCCCUCACAGCAAGGGAGGGAAUCAAAAAGGAUGGUAUUUGUGUCGUUUAUUGAAUUGUACAAUGAGCGAUUGCGUGACCUACUCGUUGAUCCGGCUACGGCCACACAGGCAGCGAGUGCGCCGAGCCAGAAGGAGGGAAGUCGGGGCAGACGUCUUCUUUUUUCUCGGUAUGAUGACUUAGACAUUGUGGAGCAUCCCGUGCAUGGCGUACAGGUGCCGCAUGCGAAAAGUAUCCGUGUACGUUGUGUGGAGGAGCUGGAACGGCUUUUAGAAGAGGGCGACCGCCGCCGCACUAAGGCCUCCACGGCUAGUAACAAAUUGAGCUCACGAAGCCACGCCAUUCUGCAGUUUACUGUGAGACUUUGCAUGGGUGCGGCUGGGGAUCAGGGGGAUGCGUGUUGUACCCGACACAUUGUGGCGGACCGAAGCGAGACGCAGGCGUUGUGUUCAUUUCUUACGGCUAAGCUGUGGAUGGUGGACUUGGCCGGUAGCGAGCGGGUAUCGGGAUUUGAGAGCCUUACAACUGCUGUCGCUACGGCUGGAAGUGUCGCUCACGGCACCUGCGGCGUGCCCCACCAGCGGGACAGUCGUCGUAGGGAGGGGUCAAACAUUAACCGAAGUCUUCUCGCGCUGGGCAACUGCAUCAAAGCAUUGGGAAGGGCCUGCCGCCAGCAGCAGCAGCAGCAGCACAUGUACACAGCGUCUGGUGACUCUUCGUCGUGCACUUUCCAUUCGUUGAGGCAUCAGAAGCAGCACGCCAUUCACACCGGAUACAAAACGGCCGCAUUUGAGGUUCAUGUUCCGUACCGUGACAGCAAGCUGACGCGUUUGCUUAAGGACUCUCUUGGCGGCAACACACGGACUGUCAUGCUAGCCACCAUCUCCCCGAGCUGCACCUCCUUUGAGGAGACGCUCUCAACGCUGAAGUAUGCCUCUCGGGCGCGAAGAAUUACGCGUCAGGUGCGCCAAAACAUUCUUGUGGAGGCAGCGGACGGAGAGGAAGGGGAGGAUCGAAAUGAUGAGGGGGAAAAAGAAGAGGAACUGCCAGAGACGGUACAUGGCGGUAGUCGUGGUGCAUCGUCGGACGGGAACGGAAAAUGGGCGUCAGAGCGCGAGUCAAAUCAUCGGCUGCGGCUGCUGGAGCUUGAGGCAGAGGUGCGCUGUUUGCAGACGCAGUUGCAUGUAGCGCGGGCUGCGGCAAGGAAGAUGGGACUGCCGCGAUCCAUUGAGGACGACGUGAAGGAAGUCGCGCCUGUUGUUUCCACAACAACCGCAUCGUCGGUCGUAUCUGACGGUGAAAGCGGCAAACUUAUGGAAUUGGAUCGCUGUUGGGAAAUUUACGAACAGACACGAUGUGAACUGCAGGCUCUUGUUCGUGAGAGGGCGACGGCCUCUGCAAGGCGGGAAAAUGGCUUAGGAAUACCCCGAGACCUGGGAAACAAAGGACCCAUCCGAGAGCUGCUGCGGCAGGAACGGAAGAAUGCUCUGCUGUGGGAGCGGCAACGACGCAUAGAUGCAUUUUUGUUGUAG